Molecule: messenger RNA, 880 nt
Organism: Syzygium oleosum
Lineage: Eukaryota; Viridiplantae; Streptophyta; Magnoliopsida; Myrtales; Myrtaceae
Product: ubiquitin domain-containing protein 7SL RNA1-like
Exons: 1
Coding region: 83-880 (265 amino acids)
Biological process (GO): proteasome-mediated ubiquitin-dependent protein catabolic process
Cellular component (GO): nucleoplasm; cytosol
Molecular function (GO): proteasome binding; polyubiquitin modification-dependent protein binding; ubiquitin binding
Source: RefSeq, a predicted model, not a curated record
CUCAUUAACUCAUUCUUGUGACCAUAAUAAGCAUUAAGAGUGAGCUUCAUCAUAGAACAUUUUCCUGCCUUUUCUCUCGAAAAUGGAUGUUUUCUUUGAGCCCCAGGAAGGAAGUCCUUUCUACAUUCAAAUUGGUUUCCAUGAUACAGUCCUGGAGAUCAAAGAGAAGAUCGAAAAACAUCAAGGAAUAUCCGUCUGUAGACACACUUUGGUUUUCAACGAUGAGGCCCUUGACGACGAGCUUGAUGUCGAGGGCUACAACAUCCACGACCGCUCCUGCAUUAGGCUCGUUGUCGCACCGGAGCAACCGCCAUCCACUAAAAUUGAAUUACGCAUAGGAACACCACCAUCCAGAAUGCGGCUCCCCACAGAAGUUAAAGUGAAUGACCCUGUGAAACGCUUGAGGGAGGUUGUCCGGUCCCUGGAAGAUGUCCCUCUUGAGCGAGUGAAGCUGUAUGCAAAUGGAACUGAACUUGAAGAUGAUCACCGGAUAUGCGACUACCAGCUUCAGGACAAUUCCAGUGUUGACGUGCGCAUCAAGCCUCUGAAGUUCACGGUGAUGGUAUUACCGUGGAAAGCCAACCUCAAAGUUGCGGUGGAAGUGGAACAGUGGGAAAAAAUAAAGGUUCUGAGGAAAGAGCUCGAGAAGCUGCGGCCAAGCCUGAAGUUUGAUCUUUCAUCGGAGGGGUAUUUUUUCAUACAUAACCAGAGUGGGAUGGACGAAGAUAGGUCGUUCAAAUGGCACGGCGUCGAGAUGGGCGAUACUAUUGAGGGGGACGAUUUCACGAUGAGACCUGGUUUUCGCAUCCAAUUAGCGGUUUCACUCGGAGAUCUAUGGCAUGAUGACAAUGAAGUACUCAGUGCGUGUACGCAGGUAUAG